Messenger RNA from Lycium ferocissimum, 788 nucleotides. RefSeq names its product glycine-rich protein DC7.1-like. The transcript has 2 exons. The record is from RefSeq and is a predicted model, not a curated record. Bases 53 to 352 code for a protein of 99 amino acids. NCBI's taxonomy places the organism in Eukaryota, Viridiplantae, Streptophyta, Magnoliopsida, Solanales, Solanaceae.
CCUCCCCAAGUAGUUAUAUUUUACUAUAUUGUUUCAAACAAGAAAACAAAAAAUGGGAUCAAAGGCAUUUAUGGUUCUAGGCAUUGUUUUGGCUAUUUUUCUUGUGAUAACCUCAGAGGUUGCAGCUAGGGAGUUGGCUCAGAGCUCCACCACUUCUCAGGACAACGGACAGGAAAAUGAGUUAAACGAUGCCAAAUUUCUAGAUGUAGUUAUUCACGGACACAGAGGAGCAGGACUUCCAGGAGGAAUGGGACGAGGUGGAUUUGGAGGAGGAUAUGGUGGUGGCCGCGGAUAUAAUGGCCGUUAUCCCGGAGGAGGAUAUGGUGGAUACUGGUGGUGGCCAUGGAUAUAAUGGCGGUUAUCCCAGAGGAGGAUAUGGUGGAUAUUAUCCUGGUGGUGGCCGUGGACAUAGCGGUGGUUAUCCAAGAGGAGGAUAUGGUGGAUAUUAUCCUGGUGGUGGUUAUGGAGGAUGGCCUAUACUAAUUGAUUAAUUACUAAGGAAUAUAAAUAUAUAUAUAUGAAGAAUAUUCAUGGUGGCUAUUUAUAUUUCAGUAUUGUGUGUAGUAGCAGGUAUAGUUUUGUUGUUGGAAGUAUGAAUAAAUGUAUAAUAAAUCUCCAUUCAUUUACUAUGAAUGGAUGGUUAUCAAUUAUCACGUCAGGUUUCUUUACGUAGUUAAUUAUAUCAGGGAACUUACUUUAUAGUAUGCAUCCGUUUUCGUUUACAUGUAAUUGUCAUCCAAAUAGUUAAGCGAAAUUCUAAUAAAGUUAUAUCUUUCCUUUGUAUUUAA